GCCAGACGCGCAAGGUGACCGGUGCCCAAGUGCAUGCUCCGGCCACUAAAGAUGCCCCACAAAAUUAGCCACACCACGCCAAAGAAAAAAACCGCCUCCAGAAAUUGCCGGCAAGGAAGUUUUCGGGAUCCACGGGGGAACGAACAGGCCAGAGACGAUUUUGUGGUCCAAUCGCGCGCUUCUUUCCACCCCCAACUCUCCAUCUCGUCCCAAAUGCGCGAGACGACCGAACGGUGACGCUUGGCAGUCCAUUGGUUCUAUCCGAGGAGGAACGCGCGAGGAAAUGCAGUUAGGGGCGGGGGUUUCGGUGGUUCGCGGAGCCGGAAGCGCCACACGAGUCGGCCGGGUUGCGCGGAUACGACGGCCGACGUGCGCAGAGUGCCUCGGGGCGGUGUCGCUCGACGGCCGGUCACCUCAGUCUAGGGUCUUGUUCCACUCGGGGCGGCCGCGGCCGUCGGCGUGGGCGGCCGCCGUCUCCGUCGCCGGCAACAUCGUCUCGAAUGCCGUCACGAGGGCGACCAAGGGCGACCUGCCCACCAUCGAUCCCCUCCGGAUCGUGGCCAAGGAGAUGAAGUUCCUGACGGGCAACAUCAGGAAGCUCCUCGGCUCCGGCCACCCUUCGCUCGACCGCGCCGCCAAGUACUACACCCAGUCCGAGGGGAAACACAUCCGGCCGCUCAUAGUCCUGCUGAUGUCGCGGGCAACAUCGCUCUGCCCCAAAGCGCCACACCGCCAACAGGCGACCCUGCAGGCCUCGGCCGCCAUCGACACCUCCAUCUCCCCGCUGUCGAUCCUCGCCGAUUACAACCCGUCCGCCGGCGCCGAGAGCGAGCCGGUCCUCGCCGACGCCGAUGGCAUCCUCCCGUCGCAGCGGAGGCUAGCCGAGAUCACGGAGCUGAUCCACACGGCCUCGCUAUUACACGACGACGUCAUCGACCAUUCCGUGUCGCGGCGCGGGGCGCCGUCGGCGAACCUCGAGUUCGGCAACAAGAUGGCCGUGCUGGCGGGCGACUUCCUCCUCGGGAGGGCGUCGGUUGCGCUGGCGCGCCUGCGACACGCCGAGGUGAUCGAGCUGCUGGCCACCGUCAUCGCCAACCUGGUGGAGGGCGAGUUCAUGCAGCUGAAGAACACGGCGCGCGACGAGACCAACCCGCAAUGGUCCGAGGACACCCUGACCUACUACCUGCAAAAGACGUACCUCAAGACGGCGUCCCUGAUCAGCAAGAGCUGCCGCGCGGCCGCCCUGCUGGGCGGCGCGGACGCGCAGACGGUCGACGCGGCGUACAACUAUGGCAAGAACCUCGGGCUGGCGUUCCAGCUGGUGGACGACAUGCUCGACUACACUCGCAGCGAGAAGGAGCUGGGCAAGCCCGCCGGCGCGGACCUGGAACUGGGCCUAGCGACCGCCCCGCUGCUGUUCGCCUGGAAGACAAUACCGGAACUCGGGGCACUGGUGGGGAGGAAAUUUUCCCAAGAAGGCGAUGUUGAACGGGCACGGAAUCUGGUGAUGCAAAGUGACGGCAUUGAGCAGACGCGCGCUCUUGCUCAGGACUAUGCCGAUAAGGCCAUCGCCUCCCUCAGCCUGUUCCCGGAGAGCGAGGCCAAGGAUGGCCUCGUCGAGAUGGCUGUCAAGACGCUACAGCGGAAGAAGUGAAAGACAGGGAAAAAAAAUAAUCUGUUAACGAGGGUCGAGUCGAAUUGACCACGCUGUACUAACACGAUGAUUCGCCUGGUUGUAAUUUUUGCAGGGCGCCAGAGAGAUGUGCGGGGUCCGG
Thermothelomyces thermophilus ATCC 42464 is the source of this 1775-nucleotide messenger RNA. RefSeq lists its product as uncharacterized. Gene Ontology annotation, cellular component: transferase complex. NCBI's taxonomy places the organism in Eukaryota, Fungi, Ascomycota, Sordariomycetes, Sordariales, Chaetomiaceae. Gene Ontology annotation, molecular function: prenyltransferase activity. Gene Ontology annotation, biological process: isoprenoid biosynthetic process; ubiquinone biosynthetic process. The transcript is spliced from 2 exons. The coding region runs from base 284 to 1654 and encodes 456 amino acids. The record is from RefSeq and is a predicted model, not a curated record.